Messenger RNA from Gordionus sp. m RMFG-2023, 390 nucleotides. RefSeq lists its product as uncharacterized. Bases 1 to 390 code for a protein of 129 amino acids. The record is from RefSeq and is a predicted model, not a curated record. The transcript has a single exon. Lineage: Eukaryota; Metazoa; Nematomorpha; Gordioida; Chordodea; Parachordodidae.
AUGGGCAUUAAAGCUACGGAAGAAAAAUUUUUACAAGCUACGGUUAUGAGAAUGAUAUGGUGGAGAUUGGGGUAUACUAAACUCGACCAUAUGACGAAUGACUGUCUCAGAGCAAAAAUGGGUAUUCAACCUAUGGCGGACUUGAUAAACGAAAAUCGGUUAAGGUGGUAUGGUCAUAUACUAAGAAGGGAGACGAAUGAUGUAAAUCGAAAAGUAUUGGACAUAGAGGUGCCGGGGAAGAGAGGAAGAGGACGACCUCGUAUUACGUGGAAAGGUCAAGUAGACAAAGUUAUGAUGACUAAGAAGAUAAAUCCGGACAUGGCCCUUACUAGAUCAAGAUGGAAGAAACUUAUCAAAACAAACCCCACGACUGUGGGACUAUAUGCAUGA